CCAAAAAAAACCCAAGAUCACCCACCCGUCCCGCCCUUCCUCACUAACUGUGCUCUCCCAGUGCCCAGCUUUCCUUGGCUUUGUCAGUUCCCGUCCGUCAGGGAGAGACAGAGGCCCUCUUAUCUGCUACUUUGAGCGACAUCAAAACCCCCGUUAUUCCCUCUUCUUCUUGCGUUUUGCGACUUUUCCCACUUUCCUUGCAACUUCACCCUCCCAGGCGGCUGUCGCGUUAGCUACUACAGCUUCUUGAUACGAAAUAAAUCUUCCUCUUACUUCUUGAAACAGUUCAUCUCUCUCUCUUUUGACACAUACAACAGUGCAUGACCAGAUAGGAGGAGCAAACCAGUGCGUCGCAAGCAUGGCGCGAAGAGAAACCUCGCGCGUGUCCAUCCGGCUCAUGCUGAGCUAUGUUCUCGACUGGAUCAUCAUCAUCGGAGCAGCAGCCAUCGGCGUAGCCCUCGGCACCAUCUCCCCCAACAAACGCCCCAUCUCCCUCUCCAACCCCGAGCUCUCCUACCCCGACAACCCCGACACCGUCACCAUUGCCGUCGUCAUCAUCGUCUCCCUCGGCGCCCCCGCAGCCAUAAUCUUCAUCGUCUCUCUCCUCCUCGUCCCCGGUCCCUCCGUCCCCAAAUCCGUCCCCAAGGGCUUGAUCUGGCGCCGCAAGCUGUGGGAAUGGUUCACCGGCUGGCUCGGCCUGGGGAUGUCCUGCGCUUCUUCCUGGCUCAUCACUUCGGGUCUCAAGAACUUGGUCGGCAAGCCGCGCCCGGAUGUUAUUGCAAGGUGUAUGCCGGAUCUUAGCCAGAUCGCAAAAUACGCCGUUGCCGGCAUCCCAGAUGUCAAGGGAACGACAGUAACUCUCGUCCACGCGGGGAUCUGCACAAAUCCCGAUCACUCCCUUCUCGACGACGGAUGGCGUUCCUGGCCCAGCGGACACUCCUCAUUCUCCGCCGCAGGCCUCGUCUACCUCUCCCUCUUCCUCGCCUCCAAGCUCGCCUUGACGCUCCCCUUCCUAUCCCCAAAACAACCAGGGCAGUCAGAUGGCUCUUACUACUCCGCCUUCCCCUCUUACCUCCCACCUGCUUCCUCAGGGGGAUACGCCUCAAAAUACGACCGCGACGACGCUGCCCAGGCUUCGAACUUAGAUCACCGCCAAAUCGCCGCGCGCAACCAAGCUGCCUCGCCUCCGCUCUAUUUGUUGGCUUUGGCAUUCAUCCCCACGGGAGCAGCGAUGUACAUCGCCGCCUCGCGGUACUCUGAUUUCCGGCACCACGGCUUCGAUAUCUUGUCCGGCUCCUUCAUCGGCACCGUCGCGGCCUUCGCAGCGUUCCGGUACUAUCACCUCCCCCUCAGCCGCGGCGCGGGAUGGAGUUGGGGACCUCGCAGCAGGAGUCGCGCCUUCUGGACCGGUGUCGGGACCGGCGGCUACGUUGGUGGUAACGAGGGAAAGGAAGCAGGAGAGGCGGUGAUGAUGGAGGAUUUGAGCGGGCAGAGGACAGGGUAUCAGGAGCAGGGAAUGGAUGGGGCGGGGGAUUUCAAUAACCCCGCGGGGAGGGGGAGGGAUAGAGAUACUGUGGGUGCCCCCGUGGCGACGGCAGUUUAAGGUUUUCACACCUACAAACUUUGCCUGGGGUUAUGGUUAUUAGUGCGCUUUUUGCUGAGACUUUUUUUUUCGCCUUGUAGGAUGAAUUCGAACUCCUCCAUCGUGGGGACCAGGAGGGAUAUAGGGAGGAUGCGAGGGAUGAGGUGCCUGUUUCGCCGGUGCAUCAGAGCCCGAGGAGGGUGAGGGGCGAGGAAACGGGGUAUGAGGCGUAUAGGGGGCAGGCGAGUUAGGGGGGUGGGUUUUGUUCUGGUUUUAACUAGCA
Molecule: messenger RNA, 1865 nt
Organism: Pseudogymnoascus verrucosus
Lineage: Eukaryota; Fungi; Ascomycota; Leotiomycetes; Thelebolales; Thelebolaceae
Exons: 2
Coding region: 359-1603 (414 amino acids)
Biological process (GO): phospholipid metabolic process
Molecular function (GO): phosphatidate phosphatase activity
Source: RefSeq, a predicted model, not a curated record